Messenger RNA from Monascus purpureus, 632 nucleotides. The record is from the annotation of a GenBank genome assembly. NCBI's taxonomy places the organism in Eukaryota, Fungi, Ascomycota, Eurotiomycetes, Eurotiales, Aspergillaceae.
AUGCCCCCAAUUCGCACCUCGCGCAAUCGCAAACCUCCGCCAGCAGGCUUCGAGGACAUAGAAGACACGUUACUCGAGUUUAGCAACAAAAUGAAGGAUGCUGAGAAUGCUUCUCAUGAAGGGAAAAAGAAACACGAAAUGCUGUGGCCUAUUUUCCAGAUCAGCCACCAGCGUUCGCGAUAUAUUUAUGAUUUGUAUUAUGAAAAGGAAGCCAUAUCAAAACAAUUAUACGACUGGUUGCUCAAGAAUAAUUAUGCUGAUGCAAACCUAAUCGCAAAAUGGAAGAAACAAGGAUACGAAAAGCUUUGUUGUCUCCGCUGCAUUCAAACUAAAGAGACCAACUUCAAUGCAACGUGCAUCUGCCGGGUGCCUAAAGCGCAGCUUAAGGAUGAACAGAUGAUACAAUGUGUCAGUUGUGGUUGUAGGGGUUGUGCUAGUAGUGACUAGGAUGUGGUUUGCAGUAUUAAACUGGAGUUGACGUUCAAUGCGCAUGAUUCUUCCCUUUCCUCGAAAGGAGCUAUCGAGUCAAGAUGAUAGCAAGGUCACGAUCCAGGCAUUAUUCAUGGUACAAUGGCGUUCAAUUGGAUGAGUUCGGAUUAUAAAAGGUAUUGCAUUCUGCUUUCCAUAUUCUU